Molecule: messenger RNA, 3272 nt
Organism: Condylostylus longicornis
Lineage: Eukaryota; Metazoa; Arthropoda; Insecta; Diptera; Dolichopodidae
Gene: Dmtn
Product: transmembrane and coiled-coil domains protein 2
Exons: 3
Coding region: 1505-3073 (522 amino acids)
Cellular component (GO): endomembrane system
Source: RefSeq, a predicted model, not a curated record
AUUGUUUAAAAUUAAUUAAAUCAAUAAUUGAAAUUUAAUCUAAAAUAUUAUAAUUCAUUAAUAUGAUAUGGCAACUGAAUGAACUUCGAUUUUGAUUUUAAAAUGACUAAUAUGUUGAACUUCUUCAAUUAUGUGGUCAAAGUCUAUUACAGGUCGUAUCGCAUAGUACAUACUUAUCGUUAGUUAUAUUAAGUAAAUUAUUUCAAGUAUUUUGUAUAUGUAAGUAGGUAAGUAGUUACUUUUUUAACAACCUAACUAACUGUACAUAAAGAAAUGAAAAUAAAAGGAAAAAAAAAAAUGAUUAUAUAUGUGUAGAUAAGUAUGCCCAUUUGGACUAUUCUCUGCUGUUAUAAAAUAACUUUUUCUCAUUUUCUGUUCGUCAUGAUAAAAAGGGCUUUAUUAGGUAUGUUUUUUGUAAUAAUUUCUAAUUUUAAAUUUGUGGAACAGUAGGUAGUAAUUACUGACUAAUGCAAUAAGUAUACGUAGAAGCAUUUGCCUAUUUGAAAUAACUAUUAUACCUACCUAUUUAUAUAAGUAUACCUACUUUCUUUUUUCUUUAGUGGUUAAGUAUGUAGUACCUUCCAGACUAUAUUUGCAAUUUGUCUGGUUAUAAAUUUUUAAUAUUUAUAAUUGUAUUAAAUUUAGAUUUUUUAAUAUGGAAAUAAAAAUUGUAUAAACAACGCAAGAAUUCGAACAAAAGUAUAGAUUUAUUAUUAUUGUUAACAGGACGUUUUUAUUUAUUUGGCUGUCGAAGAUGAAUAUUAAGUAUGAAAUGUUAUUUCAGACGUAAUUUUAUUUUGUUUUGGUCAUGAAUUUUUUAUAUUAGGGGUUUGUGGUACCUAUCUAUUUGCCAAACUAAGUAGGUAUACUAAUGUUGAUAAAUCUUAAAUAUACCUACUUAUUUGAAAAAGGUUGUAUUAUGGUUUUAUUUUGUUUUCAAUGGUUUUAAAAUAAUUCACAAAAAAUAAUUUCUAAAUAGGUAGAGUAGUAAUAAAUCAGACAAAAAUUAAAUUAAAAAUAUUAAUGUUUGAAAUUCAUUUUAAGUUAAAUGGUUCAAUUACAAAAUUUCUCGUCUAUGUUAUAACAUAAAUUAUUUAUGUAGGUACUUAGCAAUUGAACCACAUCGUGAGGGUGAUUUUUGGUAUAAUUUGUUGCUAACAAAUUAAAUCAAAAAGACUUCUCGUAAGAUUACGUUAUUGAUCACUAUUAUUAAAGAAAUUUAAUAAUUAUUAGUGGCGAAUAACAAAAAGUGAAUGAAUGAUCUUAUUUUAUAUUGCAAUCGACAUUAACAUAACUAAACAAAUUAAAAAUGAUAAAUUAACAUAAAACAACUUUUUACAUUAAACUAAUUCAAGAUAAUUAGAUUAUAUUAAAUAUUUAAAGGAUAAUAAAGCAAAAGGCAGCAUUUAUUCACAUCAUUUUAAAUUAUUUUUUUGUUUUCAUAAGAAAACAAAAUCAUAACUUAAUCAUUGAAAAUUGCACAUACAAGUAUAUGUAAAACCAAAUGUCAAAAGAACGAGACAAUGUGGAUUUUGGAACUGGAUCAUCAAAUUUUAGAUAUCGGCAACAGAGUCCAACUGAUCAAAGGAAUCGCGAAACAAGUAGGGAAGAUUUCAUGAGGAGCUAUAAUUCAGAACAAAUUAUGACAACGGGUGGACUGACCUAUGGUGACGAAGAUAAUUUAUACAUGUCCUUUGCAUCUACAGAUGAUUUUGACGGAGCCCAUGCGGGUCAACCUUCUUUAGCUUAUGAUAAAAAAAUUCAUAAAAGUCGACGUGAUCGAACUAACUCUGAACAAGCUUUAGAUAGAUUAAAUACAAAAAUUCAAUGCACUAAGGAAUCGAUACGUAGAGAACAAACCGCACGGGAUGAUAAUGUUAAUGAAUACUUGAAAUUGGCUGCCAGCGCUGACAAACAGCAAUUACAUAGAAUUAAAGCUGUUUUUGAGAAAAAAAAUCAAAAAAGUGCGAACACAAUUUCCCAACUACAGAAGAAACUUGAAAAUUACACAAAAAGGGUUAAUGAAUAUAAAAACCAUCAACAUAAUAAAAGUCAACAUCGACAACCUAGAGAAGUUCUUAGAGAUGUAGGGCAGGGAUUAAAAAAUGUCGGUGGCAAUAUAAGAGAUGGUAUAACUGGAUUUUCAGGAUCUGUGAUGUCCAAACCUAGAGAAUUCGCACACUUGAUUAAAAAUAAAUUUGGUAGCGCAGAUAACAUAAAUCACUUAUCAGAACAGGAGAUAAAUAAUUUAAGAGUUGAUUCGCCUGAUGUUGUUGGUAGCUUAGCAUCCAAUAAUAUAACAGCUCCAACGCAACAUUUGUCAGGCCACGAAACAUCCACCGGGUCAGGUCCAACUGGUGGUAGUGUUGGUAAAUUUCACAGUGAUAAUAGUGAAUGCAGUAGUGUAACUAGUGAGAGUGUACCUGCAGGAUCUGGUAAAAGCGCAGCAGCUUUGAUGCAAUAUCACACAAUUUUAAAAACUUUAUUGACACAAAUUCAAGAACAAAAGGAUGAACUGGAAAAAUUAAAAGAGAAAGUUGAUCGGAUAGAAACGUCGCAGAAAGAAUAUCAAGAGUUAACGACUAAUUUGGAAAGUGAACGGUACCGUGCUGAAAGAUUAGAAGAACAAAUUAAUGAUCUAACUGAAUUACAUCAAACUGAGAUAGAAAAUCUGAAGCAAGCUGUAGUUGAUACGGAAGAAAAGGUACAAUAUCAAAGCGAUGAAAGAAUGCGUGACAUUAAUGAAGUAUUAGAAAAUUGUCAAACAAGAAUUUCUAAAUUAGAACAUACAUCACAACAGCAGUAUGUCACAGUUGAAGGCAUCUAUAGUUCUAAUGCCCGAGCUUUAGUUGUUAAAUUAAUAAAUGUAGUUUUAACAAUAUUACAAGUAGUUCUACUAUUAGUGGCAACCGCAGCAGGAAUUAUCAUGCCAUUUUUGAAAACGAGAUUACGUGUUUUAACCACCUUCAUUUCAAUAUUCUUUGUAAUGUUUGUGAUAAGACAAUGGCCUGAAUUGAGAGACAUAGGUACCCACAUAAUGCGUCAUUUGAAAGACUCUUUGGUUGUUAAAUAAAGUUUACACAAACAUAAAUAUAGUGUUCUAUUUGUAAUUGGUUAAAAAAAGAUUUAUUUCAGGACUUUAUAUUUUACUAGUUUAAAUGAUUUGUUCUAAAUUUUGAUUAUUUAUAUAUUAUGUAGUUUAAUUCCAAACAAUUGGAAUUAAGAUUUAAGACAGUGAUAACUAUUUUCACAAAAAAGAUAAAUAAACGAAG